GAAGCACUGAAACACUUGCUGCAAGGGUUAACUGGAUUUGUUGUACUUGAAUGAAAUAAUCUGCUGUCAACUCUACUUUAUAUCUUUUUGAAAUGAACUGUAGUUACGUAGCAAAAAUCUGCCCUCCUUGGCCUCUCUAUGGUAUGAUAAUAGCUUAAUAUAUAUUUUGGCUGUCAUUCAACUCUUUAAAUGUAGUAAUACAUUUUCUGCUGCGCAGACUUUGACCGAUAUCAUUUGUUUUUCCCAAAUUGUAGAUCUCGUUUUCCAUGAUUUAGUAGACUAAUGAACUUAAUUAAGGGACCUCGUUGAUUAUAGAUGCCUUGCGAAUGAAAGCAAUGAGGAAUAAAUUGGAAAAUUCCGAAUGAAAACCUUAAAUAAUAAUAAUAAUAGUGGUCAAUGAAACAAAAUUUCAACCUGUUUUAGCAUAAAGAAGUAACAAUCUUUGAAAUGAGUGCUAACCUCAAGAGUCGAGACUAUAUAUAUGUGGAUGUGAUGUCCAACUUACAAGCACAAGUUAUCGAACAAAAGUGAGAAAGCAAUGAAGGUUCAUAAUACAAGCGUAAAUCUAAUCUUCAUGCUUGCUCUUUCUGCUAUCAUUUUCCUAUGUUGGUUCAACUUAAGAUGCAAUGCAGCAGCCGCUCUAAGAAAUGAGAUGGACAUGAGAGCAUUGCUCGAGCUCAAAUCCUAUAUAACUGAAGACUAUUUUGCAACCUUGGAUUCUUGGAAUGGUUCUUCACAUUUCUGCCACUGGCCUGGAGUUAAAUGUGGCCUCAAACACCAAAGAGUAACUCACUUGGAUCUGAAAGGCAAGAGGUUAGCAGGAAGCAUCUCACCUCAUAUUGGAAAUCUUUCCUUCCUAAAGUCUCUUGAUCUUUCGGACAACUCCUUUCGAGGAGAAAUUCCUCAGGGAGUGAGUAAUCUCUUCAGACUUCAGAACUUAAACAUGAGCUACAAUUUUCUUGGAGGUGAAAUGCCACGUAACUUGUCUCAGUGCUCCAAACUUGUGACUCUUGCUCUAGACCAUAACUCUCUGGUGGGGCAGAUUCCUUCUGAACUGGGAUCACUUUCAGAGCUCACCAAACUGCACUUAGGAAGCAACGACCUGAGUGGAAGUUUCCCGGCUUCAUUUGGGAAUCUUACAUAUUUGCAAGAGCUAGGACUGUCUUAUAACCAGUUGAAAGGAGAACUUCCGGACUCGGUGUCGCGAAUGAGAAGUUUGACAUUGAUUGAUUUAUCAGUCAAUCGACUUUCUGGUGCGUUCCCUCCUCCGCUCUACAACUUGUCAUCACUUAAACGAAUAGGCCUGUCCUAUAACUACUUCUCUGGUAAUCUGAGAAGCAAUAUUGGUGUUGCUUUUCCCAAAGCAGAGAAGAUCAACUGGGGAAUGAAUUUGUUCACUGGAACAUUCCCAGAUUCAUUUGCCAAUGCUUCAAAUCUUCAAAUACUUGAUCUUCCAGGCAACAAUUUUACUGGAAAUGUACCUGCAAGUCUAGGAAAUGUGCAGAACUUAAGGUGGCUAAACGUUAAUGGUAAUCAGUUGGGGAGUGAUGAACCUGAUAACAUGAAUUUCAUCAGUUCCCUGACCAACUGCAGCAACCUACAGUACUUGCUUUUAGCCCACAACCACUUUGGAGGCAUGUUUCCAAACUCAGUAACCAACCUGUCCACCCAAUUGAUGGGAUUACACAUGGGACAGAAUAGGAUUCAAGGGAACAUACCCAAGGAAAUUUCAAACCUGGUGAACCUCAAUGUACUCUACUUGCAAGAAAAUCGUCUAACUGGUAGCAUUCCAGCGUCUAUAGGAAUCCUUUCAAACUUGGGAACUCUUGACUUGGAUUCAAACAGAUUGACAGGCGAGAUCCCAUCCUCAAUAGGCAACAUCACGAGACUACUCUAUCUUUAUUUGUCUGGAAAUGCUUUGAAUGGAACUGUUCCUCCAUCCCUUGGAAAUUGCAAACAGCUGUUGAGGCUUUAUAUUGGUGAAAACAAUCUAAGUGGCACAAUGCCGGGGAAACUGCUGAGUUUGUCAUCCCUAGCACAUGUUAAUCUCUCUUACAACUCUUUUAUGGGCUCCCUGCCAAUGGAGAUUGGAGAUUUAAAAAACAUUGCUGGUUUUGACCUUUCCUACAACAAUUUCUCAGGCAUGAUUCCAAGCACCAUAGGGAAAUGUUUGGUCUUGGAAUCACUUUACAUGCAAGACAAUUCAUUUGAAGGGGCCAUCCCAUACUUAGCUGACUUACAAAACCUACGAGAGUUGGACCUUUCAAAAAACAACUUAUCAGGAGAAAUUCCACCUUGGACUCUGAAUCUUUCCUCCCUUCUGUACCUGAAUCUUUCACACAACAAUUUAGAGGGUGAAGUUCCCAUCCAAGGAAUAUUCUCAAAUGCAACAGCAUUAGAAGUUGAGGGGAAUCCCAAGCUUUGUGGUGGAAUCCAAGAGUUUGAUUUGCCACCUUGCCUGAACCAAGAAAACCAUAGAACAAAGAGGAAACAUCUUACGCCCCUCUUGACUGUGAUUAUCAGUGUUAUUUCAGUUGCUGCAGUAGCAUGUUUUCUGAUUUCUGUGUUUUUUAUCAAAAGAUCCAGAAAACGAAGAGAUGCAACGUCCACAUUUGGGCAUCUCACUUUCCCCAUGAUUACAUAUAAGGAGCUUCAUGAUGCAACUAAUGGUUUUUCUUCAGAUAAGUUGUUAGGCUCAGGCAGUUUCGGUACUGUGUACAAAGGAAUUCUUCGCUCAUCAAAUGAAAAUCCAGUAGCUGUCAAGGUACUCAACCUCCAAAGACACGGUGCAUCUAAAAGCUUCACGGCUGAAUGCCAAGCCUUGAGAAAUAUUCGGCAUAGGAACCUGGUGAAAGUCAUAACUGCAUGCUCCAGCAUUGACUACAAAGGAAAUAACUUUAAAGCCAUAGUGUAUCAGUUUAUGGAAAAUGGGAGCUUAGAGGAGUGGUUACAUCAAGAAUCAGAAGGACAAAUACAAUGCAACAGCUUAAACAUUCUUCAGAGAUUAAAUAUUGCAAUAGAUGUGGCUUCUGCAUUACAUUAUCUGCAUCAUCAAUGUGAAAUCCCGGUGGCUCACUGUGAUCUCAAGCCAAGUAACAUUCUUCUCGACGACAACAUGAUAGCACAUGUAAGUGAUUUUGGAUUGGCCAGGCUCAUGCCUAGUUUUUCUGGGGAAAGCAAUCUUAACCAAUUCAGCUCCCUAGGAAUACAGGGAACUAUUGGAUAUGCUCCACCAGAGUAUGGCAUGGGUGCUGAGGUCGCCAUAACAGGAGAUUUGUAUAGUUAUGGGAUCCUAUUGCUGGAGAUUUUCACUGGAAAAAUGCCCACAGACAAACUAUUCGAAGACAAUAUGAAUCUGCGCCUUUUCGUCAAACUGGCACUACCAGAUCGAAUAAUGGAUAUUGUUGAUGGAUCCGACCUUUAUGGAGAAAUGACAGGAGGGAAUGCAUACGAGAUUAUAAGUAGCGAACAGAUCAAGUGUGUGGUUAAUAUUUUACAACUUGGGCUAGCAUGUUCAGCAGAAACACCAGAAGAGAGGAUUAACAUGGAGCACGUGCACAGGGAAUUGAUAACAAUCAGAGACAGGUUUCUAAAGUAACAGGAACACACUGCUAAGCAGUCCCUACUUCCCACAGACAGCUCAGCGAAAAGCUAGAUUGAUUCGUUAGUUACCAAUUGUCUUAUGUACGGUCAAUCUCAGAUAUCAACUUACACUUUAUUUAAGACAUAUGGCAGUACUAUCUUUUUUUCUCCCAGAUGAAAGAAUAAAUCAGAAUGCCUUAGUUCAUUUCAAUUUAUUAUGUCUUCAAUCAACAACUGCUACUCCACAUUACUUACUAAUAAAGACACGAUAUUAAGCCUUAUGGAUUGAUGGUCAACACCAGCAAUUAAGAAAGAUGUCAUUACCAACUAAUUAAUCUUCAAUAACGUCUUAAAUCAUAUGAUAUCACAAAAGAAGAGCUCUGAACUUGCACAUCAUAUAAAACAGUUACGUAAUAACUAUUUCAGUAUUUCAUUCGUUUAGCAUG
Molecule: messenger RNA, 4028 nt
Organism: Capsicum annuum
Lineage: Eukaryota; Viridiplantae; Streptophyta; Magnoliopsida; Solanales; Solanaceae
Product: probable LRR receptor-like serine/threonine-protein kinase At3g47570
Exons: 2
Coding region: 539-3598 (1019 amino acids)
Biological process (GO): protein phosphorylation
Molecular function (GO): ATP binding; protein kinase activity; protein binding
Source: RefSeq, a predicted model, not a curated record